AACAUUUCGUCGGUGAACGUUUAUUUCUUUUCUGUCGGUACACAAUAAGUCUGCAUGAACUAUUUAGGUAGUGAUCGGGCACUGAAACGUAUUAAAUCAAAAUGGCUAGUAAGAAGACUGGUGGAAAAAAUUCGAAAUGUGCUAAAGUUGAAUCCCAAACUGAAGUCUCAUUUCCAAGGAAUUCACGCAGGUUUUUGAGAAGCUCUUCUCUUACAGGCCACGAUGAUGGUGAUUCGGGCAUGGGCACGAGCAGUGGUGGUCCAGUGCGCUUACGUUCAAUCCGACACUGGCGCAAUACAUCAAGAAAUACUAGGCCUAGGUCUGGGUCAAGUGACAGUGAUGAGGACGAGCAAGGUUCCGGGGGAGGAAGAAGACUACACUAUUAUUUCACAGGGGAUUCGUCAUGUAACAAAACACAGGCUGUAGCUGGCGGUGAUGGAGAUGAGGCUGCUUCAUCUGAUGUUGAUGAUGAAGAUCAACAAAAAAGAUUUGAUUGGGUCUGGGACAAAGAGUGUAAAUCACAGGCAAGUCAUGUGACUUCUGAUGAGCAUGAAGUUCAUUUUCAUCUUGAGUAUAGUUGUGGAACAGCCGCAUGUCGGGGGUCAAUGGAAAUGUCCGAUGGGCAACAUUAUUGGGAAAUCAAGAUGGUGUCUGCGGUGUAUGGUACAGAUAUGAUGGUUGGUAUUGGAACUAAAGAAAUAGAUUUCAGUCACUAUGCACAGACGUUCUGUAGCCUUCUUGGCAAUGAUAACAACGGUGAAAGUUGUGGGUUAUCUUACACCGGUGCCUUCCAUUUUGCUGGUUCGACUAACAUGUUUUGUGCAAAGUUUGGCCAGAAGGACAUAAUUGGCGUCCAUCUCGACAUGUGGCAGGGCACCCUAAGCUUUUAUAAAAAUGGCCAGCGUUUAGGAGUUGCAAAAUCUGGAUUAAUUGGGAAGUCUUGGUACCCAAUGGUGUGCUCAACUGCUGCUCGCUCAAGCAUGCGAUUAGUACGCUCAAUCUCCUAUCCGUCCAGUCUUCAGUUUAUGUGCUGUACAGUUUUACGCAGACACAUACCACAGGAGCAAAAUGUACUGAAGGCGCUUGCUUUUCCACCAGGCUUGAAAAAUUAUUUGAAUGAUCGUUUGGGAUGGUUGCUAGGUUCUCAAGUUGAUCUGACUGCCAACAUACCAUGUCACAAUAAAGCAACGCAAACCUUAUUGACAAUCACAGGGAAAUUAUUUUCAGCUGGACAAGAUGACACAAGCGAUGAAGUAUAAAAAUGAGUUGCGUUGCUUCGCAUGUAAAUAACAAUGAAAUCCUACAUCUCAUAUGUGUUGCUUUUGACGACGAAAGGAGAAAUCAUUGUAAAAUAACGUUAAAAUUGGCAUUGAAUCAUUAUUGUCUUUUCAGAUAUCAUCACGGCACAGAAUUUGGCCAGCUUUUAAAAUAAAGUUUGAUGCCACAUGACCAAAAUGCAUAUAUAUUAUCUAUAAUGGAUAAUAUAAGCUAUAUAUUAUCCAAGGAUUCAUUUAACUUUUUUUUCUUUGAUUUUAUUCUUCCUUGCUUUUAAAAACAAUUUUAAUUGAUAACAAUUUUAAUUAUCCAUGUAAAUGUUACAUUAAUUUUUCAUUGAAUUUUUUGAAAUUCUGUGGAACAGUGGUAUGGCACAUGGGUUCCAAUAGAAGUAUUGUGAAUCCUGGUCCAAAUCUGAGACAAUUCACAUUGCUUGUUUGCUGGGGCAAGGCACUUUAUUUGUCUCUUCACCCAAGAGUAACAAUUUUUACCUGGUAGACCUAUAAGGAAUAAUUCUGGGGGUGGGGAAGGCAUAAAUAUGGUGCAUUAUAAUCAAAUGAGAAGGGGUGAGAAUAAGUGAUGACAAUCUAGAUGUAAUAAACAAUUCAGUAUUGAAUAUGCUGCAAGGAAAUCAGCUGUAGUCGCCAAAUUCAAUUUUUACAUAAAUAAGAAACAAAGGGCAAUUUGUCUAAGCGUUGCUCUUUUUGCAAUCCAGACCAUCUCAUUGUGCUGCAGUUUGAAUUCAUUGUCUCUGGUAUUUAUUGAUGAAUUUAACCUUUUUUUGAAGUGGUUUACAUCAGCAGCGAAAAUAUUUGAUGUUGUAUUCAUGCAGAUCCUCAAAAUAUUUGCUGUGAUUUGUUUCUUAUCAGGGUCAAAGUAUAGACCAAACAAGAUGUUUAUCAGCAUACACAUGAAUGUGUAUUAGACUCGGGCUUCACACCACACAUAAGUAAGAAUUUAUGUGUACACAACAGUUGUCCAGAGCACUACUUAUGUUGCCUCACUGUUCUUAGAUGGCCGGGGGAAAAAAAAGUGCGAGUCCAUUUUCAUUUUGAGAAGUUUAAGCCCUGUCCAGAUUAUUUUAUUUGACAAAAACAUAUAACAUAUGGUCAUGAUGACAUCACAUCAUGACCAUAUAUAGGCACAUCUUGACUAUAUAUGGUCAUGCAACAGUUUUGUUUGUCAAAAACAAUAUGAUAGUGUAGACAAAGCUUUAGGUGGUACAGUAAUGCAAUCACAACAGUUCACAUUAAUCACUGAUUGUAUAUUUUUCCAGUUAUUAGCAUUUAUAUUAUAUCAUCAACUGUUUUGAACUCUGACAUUUUUCUAUGUGAAUAUUAUCACAGUACUGUAUUUGUUGAAUCCUAUGUCACUAAACCCUAUUUUAUUAGGACAUGUACCCUAUUGAGUGUUAAAUAAGGUAUGCUUAUUUAUGGGUGUACUAAUUAGAGUAUACCCACAACUUGUAUCGGUGUUUCUUCCCUUUUCUCCUUUUUUUCCAGCAAUUAAUUUUCUAUACUAUCUGUAGUAGUGCUAACUUAUAUUUUAGGUUCAAUUAUAGGCAUUGUUAUAUUACGAUACAUUAAUAUAAAUGUAUGGAAUAUUAGGUGAGGUAAAACUAAUGUAAUAGACAAAUCACUUAUGGUGGAGAUAUUAUAAACACAUCAUUUUAGCUAAAGAGUGUGACCAAGAUCUUUGAUUUUUGUUUCAUUGUCUUGGUAAUGUGGUAUACGUGUACAUUUUGUGCUAUAGCUAAUUAAUAAUAGAUAAUACAAAUAUUUUUUUAUACCAUAUCAUGUAACACUGAGUUACUCAGCUACAGGAUAGAAUAAAUUCUGUAAUGCUCUUUGAACUUAUACCUGAUUCACUCAAGGGGGGUUGGUAGGAACAAAGUUUAGGUAGGGCCUUGAUGACUAAGAGAGUAGUUGUUAGCUGUUAAAAUAAAAUAUGACUCAUGAUGCUUAGCAUAUUGUUUUUGUUCAGCAAAUUUCCAUUGGGGGAUGUGCACCAAAACCCCAUGUAGUUAUGCUAAGUGGAUUGCAACACAGAUGGAUGGGUGGGGUCUAGGUUUGGACCUAUUUGGGUAGGGAAUAUUUCCUUCUUACUCAUUUAUACUAUUUUUAUGUAAAUAUUUUGAAAAUAAGUGAGUAAUUUUUUAUCAUGGAUUUUAAAAUCAUAAAUUGAUGGUUUUCAAUAGUGUACAAAAAGUAAACUUUAACUUAUUUUGAAUGUAUUCAAUAAUGAAUUUAUAAUCAUUGAUAGACUGCUAGAGUUGAUGAGAUUUUGUUCCCAGCACAGUAAUUAGUACAUUAAAGUGUAUGCGCCUUUUAUUGACUUUAGAUUAAUUGUAUACUCUACACACAGCAAUGAGAUCUUAAUGUUGCAGGGCUGCCUUUUAUGCGCUGUCAAAUCUAUGAUUUGGCUAUAUAUGGGCAAAUCACACCCAUUUAUGGGUAAAUCAGCAGUAUGGGUCACAUUGAAAUUGAUAAUGUAGUUGCAGAUAUACACAACAUAUGUAAUUUGUCCAUAGAGUUUAAGACAGUAUUGUGUGACACUACAGAUAAAAGCUGUAUACUAAUUGUGCAAUUAUAGCAUGCAAGCAUUUUUAUGAGGUGUUAUGAAAUUUUUAAUUAUGCACAAUAAUGUUUGAGUGGUGGUGCUACUUCGCAGUAAUUUUGGAGGUGAAUACAUAAAUGCUCACUGACCACACGUCUAGUCAGCACUAGUAUUAUUACAGAUAACUCUAUGGAUAAAAUACAUAUAUAGACAGUCAGUUAACAGCUUAUAGGUACAUGAGGGGUGGGGCCUUGAAUGUUCUCAUCUUGAGGUAAUAAUCGUAUGAUGUCCUCAUCUGGAAUAGGAAGAUUGGUUAAUGGUUGGGAUAUCCCCAGCAAAGAAUGUCUCCCUUCAUUUCGGGUGAUUUUCGUAAGUUAGGCAUUAUUAGCUAAAUAGUGAAAAGGUUUUUUAAGUUGAGAGGGGGUGGCAGUGUCCAGUAGAAUGGAUGAAGAUGAAUUUUAAAGACAUGUUACUAAAAUUGUGCAAUGUGGAUUAAGUGUUGAUGCAAGUAUUCAAUUGACUCUAAUAAGACGUACGUUUAGUAUACAUUAAUGUACUGAAGUGUAUAAAUAAAGUCUUAUUUAUGUGAGUGGUGAUAGAUAUGAUGUAUGAAUGAUUGUACAGUACAACUAUUAAAUAAACAUAAUUGUACAAAAAAAUCUAAAAUAUAA
Messenger RNA from Anneissia japonica, 4502 nucleotides. RefSeq names its product SPRY domain-containing SOCS box protein 3-like. The transcript is spliced from 4 exons. Gene Ontology annotation, molecular function: protein binding. Gene Ontology annotation, cellular component: SCF ubiquitin ligase complex. Gene Ontology annotation, biological process: proteasome-mediated ubiquitin-dependent protein catabolic process. Lineage: Eukaryota; Metazoa; Echinodermata; Crinoidea; Comatulida; Comatulidae. Bases 102 to 1259 code for a protein of 385 amino acids. The record is from RefSeq and is a predicted model, not a curated record.